Arabis nemorensis is the source of this 312-nucleotide messenger RNA. Lineage: Eukaryota; Viridiplantae; Streptophyta; Magnoliopsida; Brassicales; Brassicaceae. The record is from the annotation of a GenBank genome assembly.
AUGAAGUUCACAUCAUUAGUAUGCAUCUCAUUUGUUGUGGUAGCAGUAAUUAUGUCGUCUUUGGCUCCGACCAAAGCAGCCUUGGUUCGAGGUUCGGAGAAAGUGGCAUGCGUCGCGUCAGAACUUAACAUAUGUGUACCAGCGGCCGAAGCCGGAACUAAACCGUCGGCGGAAUGUUGUGCAAAACUGAAAGAACAAGAGUCAUGUUUGUGUGGAUACAGCAAAGACCCGAAGUUUAGUCAGUAUAUUUCAUCUGGAGGUGCUCGCAAAGUCUUAGCAGCUUGUGGUGUUCCUUACCCUUCUUGUAAUUGA